GUUAUCCUCUUCCCAAUAGUGUUCCCCUUAUCCUCUUGAUAUCUUUCACCAAAACCUACUAGAGAUUCCUACCUCAUGUCGACAACAACGGCGUCGGCGAGUGCGUCGGCAUCAACGGCCGCGUCCUCCCUGGACUCUUCGCCGCCUGCGUUCAAGAUUGUCGGGGUGCUGCUAGCCGUAGGCUCCGGGCUGCUCAUCGGGUCCUCGUUUGUGUUCAAAAAGAAGGGCCUGCUGGCUUCACAGAAGGGAAAGGUAGCGGGAGAGGGUGUCGCAUAUCUGAAAUCUCCCAUGUGGUGGACUGGGAUGACAAUGAUGAUUAUGGGAGAGCUGUGUAACUUCGCAGCAUAUGCAUUUGUCGAAGCUAUCAUAGUCACCCCACUAGGAGCCUUAUCGGUGGUCAUUUGUGCCAUUCUGUCCUCCAUAUUCCUAAACGAAAAGCUUACCUUCUUCGGGUGGAUUGGCUGUGCUCUAUGUAUUGUCGGAAGCACCAUCAUUGCCCUUAAUGGACCGCAAGAGCAGACCGUUUCCACCAUUCCACAAUUCAUGCAGCUAUUUCUUUCGCCCGGAUUUCUUGUGUAUGGAAGUCUGGCCAUCGCGAGCGCGUUGGUGAUCAUCUUCUACUGUGCUCCGAGAUGGGGUAAGAAGAACAUGCUAUGGUAUAUCAUGAUUUGCUCGGUGAUUGGUGGCCUGUCUGUGUCCUGUACACAAGGGCUUGGCGCAGCGAUCGUCACCUCCGUUAGGGGGAACAGUCAGCUGAAACAAUGGUUCUUCUACUUCUUGCUUGUUUUUGUGGCCAUGACGCUGUUAACGGAAAUCUAUUUCCUGAACGUGGCACUAGCCUUGUUCAACACCGCCAUGGUAACUCCUACCUAUUACGUGAUAUUCACCUUCUUCACAUUGGUGACUUCAAUCAUCCUGUAUCAAGGAGUGAAGUCCACGGUGAUCCAAAUCAUGACCGUGGUGCUCGGCUUCCUUGUCAUUUGUGCUGGCAUCACUAUUCUGCAGAUGUCUAAGAUCGACCCCACACAGUUAAAGGGUCUGGAUCGGAAAUCUACGCUCCUGUUGCAAGCUGCUCGUUCACAGACCGAGGAGAACGAGAAGGGCGAUCUCAUUGGCAUAGAAGAACCUGGUUUGGAUGCCAUCCGCGGUUCGUCCGGCCUCAUUGGUAGCGUUAUCCGUGCCCGCAGUGCGAAGAGGCUCAGCAUGUCCGGCGCUGGUUCAAGAUACACGUCGCGUCACGGACCUCCUACUAUAUUGGAAGAAGGAGAAGUACCGCAUUAUGGCGGCAUGCGACGCUACCAGCUGUCGGACAGCCCUGUCCCUCCUCCCUUGCCAUCUGAUGCCUCUGAGCGUAUUUCGAUGUAUUCCAACCCCACGUCCCUGCGCAUUCCAUCGAACAACCCGGCACCGAAGGCGCAGAGCAUUCGGUUUACCGAUGCCGCUUUACAACCCCAUGGGCAUUCUACGCCACAGAUGGCUCCAAGACAAGACUCACUCCAUGCAGAAAUUUUGGAUGCAUCCUCUUUGCGGGAUGUUCAGGGGAGCGAUCCACUGCAGGCCAGUGCUUUCCGCAACUACGAUUCUGACAGGUCCUACCGCACGCAGACUGCCCCUGCAUCACAGUCGUCGUUCCGAGACACCUAUGCAGACCCCUACUCCGAAGAUCUACCCCCGAUCCCCGCGAGGCAUUCGUUUGACAGUAUGUCUGAAAUCAACUCAAAUCGACCCAAUGUUGGUACGAUGUAUUCUCACGCAGAAGAGGAAGAGUCACAUUCUUCCACAUCAGAGAAGGCACGCCGAGGCCUAUUUGGUCGGCAACAUUCCGACAAGCACUAUCCAGGCGUGCAUGGUUCAGACCUGGAUGACGAGGAGGCUGCGAGCCUAGUAGCCGAAAGCAUGAACUCUGCGCGGGCACAGGAUGGCAGCUUACAGGACACACCAGAGAGUCCUGGUGUACGCCUUCUCCCAAAGACCCCUCAGCGCCCCGGAUUGAUCUGAUGGAUUUGGUAUAUGACCGGACUCAGCUAUGAGACGCCAUGUAAUGCUUCCUUAUUUAGUUCUUUUUU
This is a messenger RNA of Dacryopinax primogenitus, 2066 nucleotides long. RefSeq names its product DUF803-domain-containing protein. NCBI's taxonomy places the organism in Eukaryota, Fungi, Basidiomycota, Dacrymycetes, Dacrymycetales, Dacrymycetaceae. Bases 76 to 1998 code for a protein of 640 amino acids. Gene Ontology annotation, cellular component: membrane. The record is from RefSeq and is a predicted model, not a curated record. The transcript has 13 exons. Gene Ontology annotation, biological process: magnesium ion transport. Gene Ontology annotation, molecular function: magnesium ion transmembrane transporter activity.